GGUGUCCACAUAUACUGGGACAAGCCGAGGGCACGGCAGUAUCUGGAGCCUCGGGAACUUCGAUAUCUCCGGGAUCAUGAGGGCCUGGAUCCUUCUCAUUGUAGUGGCCGUCACCUGCAGCUGGGUCUCCGGCGCUGCAGAGGCCGAAGAGGAUGCAGAGCAUGAGAGCACUGGCCUGUACACGGCUCCAGACUCUUGCAAGAGACGCUGCCACGAGCGGUUCAACAAGAGGGACCCCUGCCACUGCAACACCAAGUGUGAGAAGUACCAGAACUGCUGUGAGGAUUAUCACACCUACUGCAGCCAGGGUGGAAAACAGGAGGACAACGAGGCUGUACAUGCUCACAGCUCUGAGGGCUUCUCCCAUGCCCGGGAUGCCAUCACCGACGAGGAUCUCCUGCGCAUCUCAGAGAAGCUGUACAAGGCUGACCACAACCGGGCCCAGGAGGCGGAUGUCACCAUCAACCCGCAGCACUUCGCCUCUGCCGGCCAGACCGAUGACCAAGUGGACCGUUCUUCUGAGCCACUCUACACCUACGUCAACGAGCGCCUCUUCUCCAAGCCCACCUAUGCCAGCUUCAUCAAGCUGCUGGACAACUACCACCGCCAGACGGGCACGGGCGAGAAGAUGACUGCACAGCAGCAAGCGGAGCAGGACACAUUUCUCCAGGAGGCCAUGAACACAGCCCUCAUGAAGGAACUCUAUGGCUUCCUUCACCAGAAAGGUCGCUAUGGCUCCGAGGAGGAGUUUGUUGCUGAUCUGAAGGAGAUGUGGUUUGGCUUGUACUCCAGGGGCAAGGGUGAAGGCGACUCCAGCGGCUUUGAGCACAUCUUCUCAGGCGAAGUGAAGAAAGGGAAGGUCUCCGGCUUCCACAACUGGAUUCGCUUCUACCUGCUGGAGAAGGAGGGCCAGGUCGACUACUACAGUCACAACUACGAUGGGCCGUGGACCUCGUACCCUGACGUGCUGGGUCUGCAGUUCAACUGGGAUGGGUUUUACAAGGAGGUGGGCUCUGCCUUCAUCGGCUGCAGCCCCGAGUUCGAGUUCGGCCUCUACACGCUGUGCUUCAUUGCCCGGCCAGGCAAGGUGUGCCGCCUGAGUCUCGGGGGCCACAAGCUGGGCAUCCAGACCUACACCUGGACCAAGUCCACCUAUGGCAACGGCCGGAAGUACAUCGCCACAGCCUACGUGACAUCCUCGUGAGGCUCUCCCUUUCCCUCCCCCAUGCAUCCAGCUACCCCAGGAGGCUUCAGAUGCUGCAGCAGACUCAGAGAGAGCGGCGCUGGGAGGUCCUUGCUCCUGCUGGCUGGGGGAGAGGGGGGAAAGGCUCUUCCCAUCACCAGCGCUGUACUCAGGAGGGCAGGAUCCUGAUCCUGGGGGGGUGGGGGCAGCCUUCUGCUGCGCGGGGCACAGGUCACCCCGUCAAUCCCUUGCCACGGAGAGGAGGACGGAGGCUGGCCCGAGUCCUCGCGUGGGCAGCAAGGUGCCACGGGUCUGUGCAGGGCAUUAAAGUGCGAGGACACCCUCUG
This is a messenger RNA of Alligator sinensis (Chinese alligator), 1530 nucleotides long. RefSeq names its product endonuclease, poly(U) specific (gene ENDOU). Gene Ontology annotation, biological process: immune response. Bases 77 to 1204 code for a protein of 375 amino acids. Gene Ontology annotation, molecular function: polysaccharide binding; scavenger receptor activity; RNA endonuclease activity. The record is from RefSeq and is a predicted model, not a curated record. NCBI's taxonomy places the organism in Eukaryota, Metazoa, Chordata, Crocodylia, Alligatoridae. The transcript has 10 exons.